AUGGAAAUUCGUGACAAAAAGGGGACAGAAAUUCUAGUUGUAGAUCAUUUAUCUAGAUUGGAAAAAGGAGAAAAGCCUAAUGAGAAAGAUGUACAAAUUGAUGAAAACUUCCCGGAUGAACAAUUAUUUUCUAUUGAAAGUGACGAAAAGCUAGCGUGGUUCACUGAUUAUGUCAAUUAUUUGGUAGCUAAAGUUGUUCCUCUAGACAUGUCAUGGCAACAACUUAAAAAGUUCUAUUUAGAAGUCAAGCGUUAUUAUUGGGAUGAGCCCAUUCCCUUUCAUCAUUAUGCUAAUCAAAUAAUUGGAAGAUGUGUCCUAGAAGAGGAGAUGAUUUCCAUUCUUACUCAUUAUGCUAGUGCCAUUGUCAAGAGUUCUGAUCCUUGCCAAAGGUCUGGUAACAUAUCAAGAAGAGAUCAAAUGUCGAUGACUGGAAUUCCGAAAGUUGAGUUGUUCGAUGUGUGGGGAAUAGACUUUAUGGGAACUUUCCUGUCAUCUUAUAAAAAUAAGUACAUUCUGCUUUCAGUGGACUAUGUUUCUAAAUGGGUGCUGCAACAACUCCUACUUGUGAUGGUAAAGAGAGUUCAUCAUCAAAAGGCUUUGUUCUACCAUCCACUUACAAAUGGUCAAGCAGAAGUGUCAAAUCGGGAGAUAAAAAGCAUCUUGGAGAAGACUGUGGAACUUGAGCACAGAGCUUACUGGGCUGUGAAAAAGUUGAACGUUGAUCUCUUUAUGGCGGGACAUAAUAGGCUUAUGGAGUUGAACGAGCACGAUGAAUUUCGAAAUGAAGCCUAUGAGAAUGCAAGGAUUUAUAAAGAAAAGUCUAAGGCCUUUCAUGAUAAAAGGAUACUUAGCAAGGAUUUCCAACUAGGAGACAAGGUGUUAUUAUUCUAUUCUCGAUUGAAGCUUUUUUUGGGUAAAUUGAAGUCGACAUGGUCAGGACCAUACACAGUUGUUGUCUCAUUGCCUUAUGGAGCGGUGAAAAUUCAUAGAAAGAAGAUAGGACACUUUAAGGUGAAUGGUCAGAGAUUGAAGCACUAUUUGGAAGGCCAUGUGGAAAAAUGCAAGUCUGUGGUUCUCUUGGAACCGUUCUGA
Molecule: messenger RNA, 1092 nt
Organism: Humulus lupulus (European hop)
Lineage: Eukaryota; Viridiplantae; Streptophyta; Magnoliopsida; Rosales; Cannabaceae
Exons: 4
Coding region: 1-1092 (363 amino acids)
Molecular function (GO): nucleic acid binding
Source: RefSeq, a predicted model, not a curated record